AAAUAAAUAUAUAUAUAUGUAUUUGUAUAUGUAUAUAUAUUUUAUUUAUAAAAAGAAAAAAAUUAUUCAUCAAAACGCAGAGACAACGACUUUCUCUGCCGCUUCUCUUCAUUAAAUUUCAUGGAUUUCUAACACUAAAAUAUUUCCCAUUCUCGUUCAAUUUUCUGUUAUUUUAUUAUCAAUUUUUUUUUUCCUUUUCUAUGAUUUCCAUGGCCGCGGUAACUAAAUCACUUCCGCAUUCUUCGAGUUUCUUCGAUUCGCGGCGUUCGAGUUCGAUCGGUUUCAGAAGGACGCGGUUGGGAUUCGAAGUCGGCGAGAAGCCACCUAUCAAAUGGGAGGGAAGGAGAAUCGGAGGAAGAACGAGGACGGAAGAGAAAAACUACUUGGAGAGGAAUAGAAGAUGGAGAAGCGUGAGGUGUACGGCGGAGGGGAUAGAGAGAGGAAUGGUAAUGGGAAGGGGAAGAGGAGGAGGAGGAAUAGCGGAAGAGAAUGUGUUGCUGAAGAAGAUGAUUCCGGAGAGAAUGAAAGUGGUGGGUCUUAUGGCGUGUGCCAUGUGUCUAUGCAAUGCGGAUAGGGUGGUUAUGUCCGUUACUGUUGUACCUCUCGCUGAUCAAUUUGGUUGGUCCAGUUCUUUCUUAGGCGUUGUCCAGUCAUCGUUUCUGUGGGGAUACAUACUCUCAUCGGUUAUUGGAGGGGCACUAGUGGACAAAUAUGGAGGGAAAAGAGUGAUGGCUUGGGGUGUGGUUUUAUGGUCUUUGGCAACUCUACUUACUCCAUGGGCUGCUAAUCACUCAACAACAAGUCUCUUGGCUGUCCGUACCUUCUUCGGACUCGCUGAAGGUGUUGCUCUUCCUUCCAUGACCACCCUCCUCUCGAGAUGGUUUCCAAGUCAGGAAAGAGCAAGUGCUGUUGGAUUGUCAAUGGCAGGAUUUCAUCUUGGCAAUGUUACAGGAUUAUUAUUGACUCCUAUAAUGUUAUCAUCGAUGGGAAUUUCCGGUCCCUUUAUUCUUUUCUCGUCUCUUGGAUUGCUCUGGUUCAUAACAUGGGCAUAUAAAGUCACAAAUCAUCCUCGAGAAAGUAAUUUCAUCUCCAAAUUAGAGCUUCAAUUGAUUCAAGCUGGAAAAACUGAUAUACCUGUGAAAAGUGGCAAACUUCCACCUCUUGGACUCUUAUUAUCAAAAUUGCCAACUUGGGCUAUAAUUUUAGCCAAUAUAACUAACAAUUGGGGUUACUUUGUUCUUCUCUCAUGGAUGCCUGUUUACUUCAAGACUGCAUUUAAUGUGAACCUCAGGACAGCAGCGUGGUUUAGUGCGGUUCCAUGGGGAACAAUGGCGAUUUCCGGCUUCAUUGCAGGUUCAGUAUCAGACUAUUUAAUUAAGGCUGGCUAUUCUUUGACAUUUGUCCGAAAGAUCAUGCAGUCCAUUGGCUUCAUUGGGCCUGGAGUGUCAUUGCUCUGCUUGAACUACGCGACUACACCAACUGUUGCUUCGAUACUCAUCACAGCAGCCUUAAGCUUUAGCUCUUUCAGCCAAGCUGGGUUUCUCCUCAAUAUACAGGAUAUAGCUCCACAGUAUGCAGGAUUUCUUCAUGGGAUCUCUAAUUCAGCUGGGACACUUGCAGCAAUAAUCAGCACCAUAGGAACUGGUUAUUUUGUACAAUGGUUGGGAUCAUUUCAGGCAUUCUUGACUCUUACAGCAGCUCUGUAUUUUGUAGCAGCCAUCUUUUGGAACCUUUUUGCUAGCGGAGAGCGAGUCUUCUAUGACUGAAAUGUCGAGGCCAAUUAGAGUUUUACAUUAAGGAAUUGAUAAUAUGAUUGCAGAUCUCAUAGGAAGAAGAAAGGAAAUGAGAUAAAUUCUUUUAUAGGAAUUUUAAAAUUUUGGCCUUUUAUUUAUUUAUUAAUUUUAGGAAUGCUAGACUAUGGAAGGAAAAAAAAAAAAAAAGAAAAAGAAAAAAAAUCCUUUUUCUAGUCUAAGGACCGAGGCAAGAAUCCUUCUAGUUCCACCGGCCUUGUCAUUUGCUGUUUUCCAGUUCCUUUAUUUGUAUUGUAUAUAUUAAGGUAUAGUUGUAAGAAAGGAAAAGACAAGUGAUGUGGUAAGUAGGGAAAAAAUUAAUUAGUAGUGUAAAGAUUGAAGGGUCAAAUCUUGUAUCCAAAUUAUCAAGAUCUAUAUUUAUUCAUUUAUAAUCUGAAUAAAAUAAAAUAAAAUAAAAUCUUCGUCA
Ziziphus jujuba (common jujube) is the source of this 2217-nucleotide messenger RNA. Its product is annotated as probable anion transporter 3, chloroplastic. Gene Ontology annotation, molecular function: phosphate transmembrane transporter activity. Bases 201 to 1766 code for a protein of 521 amino acids. Gene Ontology annotation, cellular component: plastid. The record is from RefSeq and is a predicted model, not a curated record. NCBI's taxonomy places the organism in Eukaryota, Viridiplantae, Streptophyta, Magnoliopsida, Rosales, Rhamnaceae. The transcript has 8 exons. Gene Ontology annotation, biological process: transmembrane transport.